Coregonus clupeaformis (lake whitefish) is the source of this 3024-nucleotide messenger RNA. RefSeq names its product pygopus homolog 2. NCBI's taxonomy places the organism in Eukaryota, Metazoa, Chordata, Actinopteri, Salmoniformes, Salmonidae. The record is from RefSeq and is a predicted model, not a curated record. The transcript is spliced from 4 exons. The coding region runs from base 211 to 1932 and encodes 573 amino acids.
CGCUUCUCCUGCCUGGCCCUCUUUGUCCGGCGGCGACAGUAGGCCGUGAUUAAUAUGGCAAAAUUUGCGUUUUCGUAUGAAUUAUUAGUUUAAGCUGUAUCACAACAGAAAGCAUAUACCAUGUGAGGACUGGUAUGUCGGCAAUGACACACCGGAGAUGUUCAUAUUAACGGACUGCAGCGCAAGCAACGCCGGAGAAAGGUCAUAUUAAUGGCUGCCGAAUCGGGGAGACUACUGGCGGGACAAGGCCAAGGAAAGCGAGGCAAAGGUGGACAGAUGAAGAGCCCAGAGAAGAGGAAGAGAAAAUCCAACACUCAGGGGGCUGGUGGCGCGUUCUCCCACCUCUCUGAGUUUGCGCCCCCUCCCACCCCCAUGGUGGACCACCUGGUUGCCUCCAACCCGUUUGACGAUGACUUUGGCCCCCCGUCACUGCCGUCCCGACCUGGUGGGGCUGGAGGUCCAGGAGUGGGUCCCUUCAUCCCGAGCCCUGGGGCAGGUGGGGGAGGGGGGCCGUAUGGGGGUGGAGGCAGGAUAGGCCCCGGGGGCAUGGGCUUCAUGGGGGGCCCAGGGGGAGGCCAUGGAGGACCAGGACGGAGACCGCCCUUCGGCCCAGGACCACCCAACGCAGGACCGCACCACCAGCUGGGGUUUGGGGGGAUGCCUGGCUUUGGGGGUGGAGGUGGCGGAGGAGGUUUCCCGGUACCCGGAGGUCCGUCGCAAUUUAACAUGCCCCCCAAUUUCAGUCCGCCCAUGCACCCGGGACCGGGGUUCAACCCCAUGCUAUCCCCUGGUGGUAUGGGGGGUCCUGGAGGAGGGGGGCCACCGCACCCUCGGUUUGGGAUGCCCCCGCAGCAACAGCACAGACAGGGUGGCCACCCCUUCAACAGCCCCCCUUUGCCCGGUGGCGGAGGCCCCAGGGGACCCCCCCAUGGCCCUAUGAACCCCAUGGGGGGCAUGCCUGGAGGGAUGAACAUGAUGGGGGGCAUGAGCGUUGGCCCAGGAGGAAACAUGGGAGGGAUUCCAGGUCUACCCCCUCAAGGACAGUUCCCUCCUUCACAAGAUGGCCCAUACCCAGGCCUCAGCCCCCCUGGCCCAGGGAACGAGGAGGGGAAGAACUUUGGCGGAGGUGGGCCCCAGUCUGGGCCUCCGCAGCAGCCUAACUUAAACCCCUCUGGUCCACCAGGUCCCAACAACACUCCCCCCGGGCCUCCCAACUCUGGCCCUUCCCAGCCUGGAGGAGGCUUCCCUGACCAGCAGCCCAAACCCAACACGCCCGGCCAGCCCCCCUCAGCACCGCCCCAGCCCAACCCCAACUCCUCCCCCACCGGCCCCCUCAACGGCUCCCAGCCCCUGCAGCCACCACCCAAUCAGCUGCAGGGGCCCAACUCUGCUAACGCCCCCUCCUCCAAUAACCCGUCCCAGCAACAGUCGACUCCGCCCAAUUCUGCCCUUGGCUCCACCCCUUACAACCAGCAGAACAACGCCCCUGGUGGAGGCCCCAUGCCCAAUGCUCCCCCCAACUCUGCCCAGAACAACAUGACCAACAACAGUGGGGGUAACACCCCCGGCAGCAACCCCAACCCCCCUUCCAACUCCACCCCCAACACCCAGUCUCCGCUGCCCCCCGGCCCAGCUAACCCCUCCACCGGCCCAGGCUCCGGUCCAGGGAAGCUGGGCGGCCCGGGCAUGGUUUUCCCCUGCGGCUUCUGCCUGUCGGAGGUGCACGACGACCAGGAUGCCAUCUUGUGUGAGGCAUCGUGCCAGCGCUGGUUCCACCGUGACUGCACUGGCCUGACGGAGCCGGCCUACGGACUGCUGACCCGAGAGAGCUCUGCUGUCUGGGCCUGCGACUUCUGCCUCAAGACCAAGGAGAUCCAAGCUGUGUACGUCCGCCAGGGCCUGGGCCAGCUGGUGGCUGCCAACGAGGGCUGAGGAACGGAAGGCAGAAAAGAAGAGACUGGGAGGGAGGGAGGGAGGGGUGCAGGGGAAGAGACAUCGACUGCUCUGAUCUCUCUCGGAAUGGUUUGGCUGGGUUUCCCAAAAGAAUCGUAGCACUAAGAUCAUCUUAAUUCCAUUGAAACUCAAUGGACGAAAGAUGAUCUUAGUGCUACGAUGCUUUUGGGAAACCCAGCCCUGGUCUACCCGCCAGCUACUCACCCAACCUUAUCUGACAAGCUCUUUACAAUGCCUGAUUUAAAUCUCUCUCUUACAUACAUAAACACACUUACAUUAAGCACUUUUAGUGACUCUUUUGGACUGAACAACUGAUUUCCCCCUACAUGACAAAUGUCCACUCCACAUGAACCCCCUUGACAUCUGGCCUGCUGACCAGCAAUGCACUGACACCAACACACUACCUCACACUUUGUGACUGACCGACACGGGCCCCUCGCACUGACACACUGACUGACUGACCCCUGGUGAGAGCGUGGUUACCUCACACACAGACACACACACCCCUGGUUCUGACCCAGAGCAGAUGAAUCCAAAGGUGAUCCAAACCGCCCCUCAAUGUACUAGACUGUCCUCCCUCUGACACCUCCAGAGAGAGAAUGAAUGUCGCCACAGAAAAGUGUAGAUAUACAUCCUGAACAUUUGCCCAAAACACGCCUCUGUCGAUCUUGGAAUGCAGGAGAAUCAACCAAUGAAUGAAAAAAUGUAACUAUAUUAUGUCUUGGUUCUGUCAAUGGACUUUUUGUUUAUAUACAUUGAAUCAACCAUUUUUAUAUCUCUUCUUCACUGGGCACGGGAGUUGUGAUAUCAGUGCUGUUGGAUGGUGUUGGCAUAGCUACAAGUAGUGACAUCAUGGUCAUAUCCGAUGAGUGUACUAGUCUUUGGGGUUGCAUGUGAACCAAUGCAGUAACUUUGUCCGAUCUGUUUUUAUUUGUAAUUUGGUCUCUGCUAGAGGCCUCGAAGUAGACCAAAUAACGGAGUGAAAAAAUAAUAUCCAUUUUCAUAUUACUGUCAUGGCAGGUGUUCCUAAUUUUUCUUCUAAAAAUAAAAAUAAAAAAUCUGUCCAAUUUG